Molecule: messenger RNA, 942 nt
Organism: Ceratina calcarata
Lineage: Eukaryota; Metazoa; Arthropoda; Insecta; Hymenoptera; Apidae
Product: COMM domain-containing protein 8
Exons: 4
Coding region: 333-872 (179 amino acids)
Source: RefSeq, a predicted model, not a curated record
CACUAGUCAUUCCCAGUUGCGCUGUGUAGAAUGACAUGUGGUGGACAGGCUGUAGAACAAGAUGUAAAUAUUUCAGCUUCGAACGAUUCAGUUUUAAUGAAUCGGAAUUGUGAUUAAAGUGUACAGAAUAUUGUACAGUUGUUCGUAAAGUAAACAACUUAUUACGAUAGAUGUUCAUAGUUAAAUACGAUUUGUAAUAAAUUCUGUAUACCUCGUACAAUGUUCUACGAUCGGAACGACAGAGAACGAAAAGUGAUUAUUCAAUCUUAAUUGUGAAACUGUUUAUUAAAUAGUGCAGUUCUUGUUAUUACAAUAUCAAGGAAUCAACUGUCAUGGGUACCUCUCAGACUUUAUAUAUUAAUCUUUUUACCGAAGAUAAGAUUCAUGUUUUAAAAGAAUUCCUACAUGCUUGCGCGGAUGAAAUAUGUGGUAGACCAGGCCCGACUUACAGUAAGUUUGUAAAUGGUAUGGAUUGGAGUAGAGAAGAAUACGAGGAGACGUAUAAAUUAAUAUCGAUGCUGUUGAGAAACCCUUCUUCUCUGCACUUGAUAGAAGAAAAGAUGCCACAAGAGUAUCACGAAUUACCAGAACAGAUUCAACAAAAUAUAUUAUCCUGUUUGAAGGUGAGAAGGGAACAGUUGGUAGACGCUCUGUCAGAGGAUUAUUCGAGAGAAAAACACGAUACCGUGACCGACUUCGAUUGGAGAUUAAAGCUCGUAAUGGGUUCUAGUAAGUUAGCUGCUCUGAGGGAACCCCUUCUUCAACUAGAUCUCACCGUUGAGAGCAAGGAAUCACGGCAGAUCCUAGGCUUGGAGUUAAAUAAAGACGAAUUGGACACAUUUAUGAAUGCAAUGGAAAGUAUAGUGCAGUAGUUUCAGGUAUUAAUUUUUUUCUAAAUUCGCAAUUGUAAAGGAAAUCUGAAAUAAAGAAGAUCCAUUUUUA